Annulohypoxylon maeteangense is the source of this 964-nucleotide messenger RNA. RefSeq names its product cytidine deaminase-like protein. The record is from RefSeq and is a predicted model, not a curated record. The transcript has 2 exons. Gene Ontology annotation, molecular function: catalytic activity. The coding region runs from base 276 to 803 and encodes 175 amino acids. Lineage: Eukaryota; Fungi; Ascomycota; Sordariomycetes; Xylariales; Hypoxylaceae.
CGGGAAGCGCCGUAGUGGGGGCCUUAUCUCCGGAUAUCGCCAAUCAUCCAUGGUUGACAAUUCAAUCAACCUCCCCGCAAAUUUUACCAUAGAUAGGUACCUAGCUUCUAGCAUUAUGAUCUCUGCAAAUUACCUCCUAGUUGUAUGUUAUUAGAUAUCUUCAACAGACCAUCGAGAGCAAUAAGUCCCUGUCACCGCCAGAAGCGACGACAGGCCAUCCAACGAUCGAUUGAUACCAUUUAGGCAACUGCUUGAUUGAGGCGAAGCCUGGCGCAAUGGUUGGAUCGACAUCGGACUUAUUUCCGCAGCGGAAUUCGAUGACAGCGGAACAGGUCGCAGCAGGCAUCAAAGUAGCACUGACAGUGCAGCGUCGAGCUGUCGCAUUUGGGAAGAGACCUUUUGCUGCAGUUCUGAUAGGUCCAAAUAACGACGAAGUGCUACUGACGCACCAGUCUGUCGACCAGGUCAAUCACGCAGAGAGUUCUCUUGCAAGGCUCGCCUAUAAGCAAUAUCCGAAGGAAUUCCUAUGGCAAUGCACUCUCUUCAGUACAUGGGAGCCUUGUGGCAUGUGCACCGCCACUAUUUAUUGGGCGCAUAUCGGUCGCAUUGUUUUCGCAGGUAGCAACGACCAGUUGUAUGAAUUGACCGGUCCGGGCAACAGGGAGAAUUUUACCAUGGACUGGCAUACCAGAGACUUCUUAAAGGGCUGUCCACAGAAAAAUAUCGAGGUCAUCGGACCGUUAGAAGACGAGGGCAAAGUCGUUAUCGAAGAAAGUGACAAGUAUUGGAGUAAGACUAGGUAGUUGGUGAUUAAACUUGCGAUGAAGACUUGUCAGACCUGAUAGAUAUUGAUAUUUUCAUCGUGAGAAAAAUUAAAUGGGGUAUGUUUUUUUGAAAGAUCGUCAAUGUAUGCAUGACUGCAUGUCAUCUCAGUUUCGUUUCCGACGGAUGUAACUGGGUAGCU